Phycodurus eques (leafy seadragon) is the source of this 798-nucleotide messenger RNA. RefSeq names its product barrier-to-autointegration factor-like. Gene Ontology annotation, molecular function: DNA binding. The coding region runs from base 241 to 513 and encodes 90 amino acids. NCBI's taxonomy places the organism in Eukaryota, Metazoa, Chordata, Actinopteri, Syngnathiformes, Syngnathidae. The transcript has 3 exons. The record is from RefSeq and is a predicted model, not a curated record.
UUGGGUGGGGCAAUGUAAAUGACAUGUACUCUUAAGUAAUCGUCCCCAUGUCACAAAGCAAUAUUAGCUAACCCUCUUUUAAGGUGAUGUCACAUAGACGUGGGCAGCAGAGAUCUGAAGAAAAAAACUAGUGGGCUCGCUUCAGGACACAAAGCAAAGGAACACGUGUCCAGAAUCUCCAAAUAACGUCCAUGACAAACCAAAGGUUUGUUUUGAUCUGUGACCUUCACCCAAGCGGCCAUGUCUUCGACAACCCAGAAACAUCGAGACUUUGUGUGCGAGCCAAUGGGAGAAAAGCCAGUAUUUGCGCUUGCCGGCAUCGGAGAGGUCCUUGGCAAAAGACUGGAAGAGAAAGGUUUUCACAAGGCGUACGUCGUCUUUGGACAGUUUCUGGUACUCAAGAAAGACGAGGAGCUUUUCCGGGAAUGGCUUAAGGACACUUGUGGUGCAAAUUCGAAACAACAAGGCGACUGCUUUGGUUGUCUUAAAGAAUGGUGUGAUGCCUUUCUAUAAAGUGUUCAUCUUAAUAUUUUUUUGUAGCUCAAACUGUUAAAUCACCUGUUAGUACGGAAUCCAGGCAGAUAAACUCUGAAGGGCAUGUGCAAAGUAGCGUAACUGUUGCUUAUUACUGAUACUGGCUGUGAUUUUUCUUGUUAAAAUUUUGCUAAUGAAUACAUUUGUACAGGUUCACUGCAGUGGCCGUUUUGUCAAAUAAAACCACAAUCGAAGGGAUGUGUUUUCAUCGCAGGUUUUAUUUCAGUACUUGAUGUUCUGUGGUGGUGAUUUUUUCCUCUCAAA